Messenger RNA from Salvia hispanica, 441 nucleotides. The record is from RefSeq and is a predicted model, not a curated record. NCBI's taxonomy places the organism in Eukaryota, Viridiplantae, Streptophyta, Magnoliopsida, Lamiales, Lamiaceae.
AUGGAAGAAAGUAAUGAAGCCGAAAAUGAUUUCGUGAUCGGACUCCCGGUGGAAGAAACGGUUGGUUACGACUACAACAACUUUACGUUGAUGUGGGGUCGACCAACGCCGCCGCCGUUGCCGUCCCAAAAUGAAGACGGAGGCGGAGACGAGGUGGAAGAAGCGGUUGAUUACGAUAACUCCUUUACCUUGAUGCAGUUCGAAUACGAGCUGCUCUCUCAAUUCGAUACGCGUUACUACAGCAAGGACGACGACGUUGUUGACGAUGGAGAAGACGACUGCUGCGUAUGUCUCCAGCGUCUGCACCAUGGACUCGUUGCGACUCUGCAUUGUCGCCACGAGUUUCACGAGGACUGCAUAGGGAGGUGGCUUGUCCGUGGCCAUGAUUCGUGCCCCCUAUGCCGCCACGAGUUUUACGACCAUCUGUCUUUUGUUCUCUAG